ACCAUUGAAUUAUGUAUGUAAUAGAAUAUGUUUUAUAGAUCUAUUAUUUUUCAUUUGUUCCAGCAUGGAUGUUGAGAUUCCUCCAGAAACAACCACUGACUUCCUUAUUCGUGUUGGCCUUUAUAUAGGUGCAAUUUUUCAGCUUACCUGCAUUUUCGCUAUAAUAAUUCUUCCUGACAAGAAAAAUGAUACUAUGCAGAAGAAGAAUCAUGCUGACAUUUCUGAUCAAGAACAUUGGGACUCAUCCCCAGCGAAUCCUCCCCGAAAUUUUCAACAUAAAACAAGAAAGCAAGAUAAGAAAAAACGUCGAUGAUGUUAUGGUAUUAAUUGAUAAUAUCUUGUUAGCCCAUGAUAAUGCUCUCUAUUGAUUUUCAGUUGUCUCAAAUGGUAUUAAAAAAAAAAUACCUUGUGACAUUCUUACAGAGUAUUUGAGGAGUUUUUUUCUUACCUGGAUUUUUUUCCUUAACUCUCCAUUAUCAUUUAAUGCAUCACAUAUUAGAUUGUAUCCAUCACAUGAAACAUUUUAACUUGUAUUAAGUAAGAUUCAGGUAUUGAAAAGUUUAAGUAUUAUGCUGAAAAAUGUUUUAAAAUAUAAAUAAAGUAGUUAUUAGAUAUACAUUAAAAUCUAUAUUUAUUAAUUUAAAAACAUAAGCUACCAACCUGUCCUAGCUAAAGUGGAAAUUUCAAGAUUAAUUCAGUGAAUAAUUCAAAAUUAAUUUGAAUUGUCUACUCUUUUUACACCCAUGCUGAAAACCCCAAGGAAAGCUAAAAGCAAAUAUUGUUUAACAUUUAUAAAUCUUUAGAAGUUUGAUUAAGAAUUCAUCCUUACAGAAUGAAAUUAUAUAUUUUGAAUAAGUUUCAUAGAAAAUAGUAAAUAUUCAAAUUUCAUUAGUAAGUUAAACUUUGAUUUCUCUAAUAGGUAAAAGAUAGUUAUAAACGUCAACUAGUUUUUAUGAGAAAAAGAAGAUAGUUUUAAGAUUUACUUCUUAAAAUAAAACUUUUAAUUUCAAAAACAUAUGUUUUUAUAUUAGUUAUUAUAACUGUGUAGGACAUGUAUGGACAUCAUUGUCUUUUACUGGAGACUGGACGUCAAUAGACGUCAUAUGUGUAAGUUACAAAAAUAAAUCUAAUAAUUUAGUGUGAUUAUGUCUGACUGUGUUAAAUUAUUAAUUUUAAUUUAUUUUAAUAUUAAGUGAAUGUUUGAAUUGCAUUUUAUGUCAGUAAAACAAAGGCUUCAUUUUUUUAAUAUGUUAAAGAUUAAAUAAGUUAUAUUAUUUAUUAUUUAAGUUAUUUAAAGAUUACAUUUUGAAUAAGUUAUAAUUUCGUAUUUUUAAUUUAUUUUUUUACAUAUAUGUGUAAUUGUUUUAUAUUUCUUGCUUGUUUCACACUGUUAGGCAAUUUUUCAAUUAUUGUAAAAUUUUCUGUUAUAAUUUGUUGCAUCCAGUUAUUAAUAUACUUAUUUAGCCGAAUGUUGAAGAUAUUGUUGACCAUAGAUUUAAUUGAUUAUAUCUGAUUGAUCAGAAGAUGGUUGGUGGUGUGAACAAGAAAAAAAACUACAACAUAAUAUUUUCAGCAUACAUUAAAGCAAUAUUAUACUUACUGUGUGUUUUAUUCUUGAUUGCACCCUUAACGAUCUCCUUGAUUAUUUAUAGUAUAAUUACUCUAGAAAAAUAAAUUUACAGUGAUUUAAUGUUUAAGAUAUACAGUUUUUUUAUUUUAUUUGUUUUUAAAAAUAAUUUUUUUUUAUUUGUUGUAAACAUUUUGUAUUGAUGUAAAAGCUGCUAUAACAGACUUGGACUUUAAUCCAUUUAAUUUUAUUUUUAUUUUUGAGAAAUAUUUUUUUAUUAUUUAAUAAAUGUUUUUCUAUAAAGAAAUA
Nezara viridula (southern green stink bug) is the source of this 1876-nucleotide messenger RNA. NCBI's taxonomy places the organism in Eukaryota, Metazoa, Arthropoda, Insecta, Hemiptera, Pentatomidae. The record is from the annotation of a GenBank genome assembly.